Molecule: messenger RNA, 4587 nt
Organism: Neolamprologus brichardi
Lineage: Eukaryota; Metazoa; Chordata; Actinopteri; Cichliformes; Cichlidae
Source: RefSeq, a predicted model, not a curated record
AUGUUUGUGCUGCACUUCAGAGUCGAGCUGCAGGAGAUCCACAAAUCUAUUUUAAUCUUACAGGCUCAGAACAAGCAGACGGGCGUCCUCGCUGCAGCCAAAGUUAUUGACACAAAGACUGAGGAGGAGCUGGAGGACUACAUGGUGGAGAUUGACAUCCUCGCCUCCUGCGACCACCAAAACAUUGUCAAACUGCUCGAUGCUUUCUAUUACGAGAGCAAACUGUGGGUGAGUAGAAGGAUGUGCUGUGUGAUCACUGUGCAGACUCUGCAGGCGCUCGUCUACCUCCACGAAAACAAAAUCAUCCACAGAGACCUGAAAGCCGGCAACAUCCUCCUCACGCUGGACGGUGACGUCAAGCUGGCGGACUUCGGUGUGUCUGCCAGGAACACCAAAACACUCCAGAGAAGAGACUCUUUCAUUGGAACGCCGUACUGGAUGGCUCCAGAGGUGGUGAUGUGCGAGACGUCCAAGGACCGUCCGUACGACUACAAGGCUGACAUCUGGUCCCUCGGGGUCACCCUGAUUGAGAUGGCACAGGUGGAGCCACCAAACCAUGAGAUGAACCCCAUGAGAGUUCUGCUGAAAAUAGCCAAGGCCGAUCCUCCGACGCUGAUGCAGCCGUCACGCUGGUCUCCAGAAUUUAGCGAUUUCCUGAAGCGCUGCCUGGACAAGAACAUCGACAACAGAUGGAGUGCGAUGCAGCUUCUGCAGCAUUCAUUCGUGUCUAGUGUGACGGACAGUAGGCCACUGAGGGAGCUGAUCGCUGAGGCGAAGGCUGAGGUCACCGAGGAGAUAGAAGAGCACAAAGAAGAAGAGGAGGAGGAAGAGACAGAGGCACGUCCGGGUCAUAAACGCGCUCCUUCUGAUGUCAGCGUCGGCAGCUCUGAGGAUGAGAAGAUCCCCCUCUCUCCCUCCAGUUUGGAAUCCGUCCCUGAGAAGGCGGAGCCAAUUCUUCCUUUGCCCAUACCUGCUGAUCUCCCUGUGGCCAACCACGUGGUGAGCACCAGCUUCGUAGAGGAACCUGCUGCUCCUGCUCCUGCUGCAGCAGACCCUGCAGAGGAGGCAUUAAACACUCCAGUUAAGGAUGAAGAGGCAGAAAAGAAGCCGGUAGAGGAAGAAGUUCCAGAAGUUCCUCUGGCUGAUAUCACCCCGCCAGAGUCUGAGCCGGAGACACCUGCUAAGGAGCUACAGCAGCUGGAACUAGCUGUGGAGGAUGAGAAGGAGGUGGACACAGCUGAGGAUGAGGAGCGCUCACAGGUCACUGAGGCUUCUCAGGAGGAAAAGACGCCCAUCACAGAGGAAGCAAACACUCCAGCAGAGAAGGAAGAGGAAGAUCGGUACAAGCAUCUAAAGGUGACUCUGACACUACCAGAUCAAGAUAACGCUGUCCUGAAGGAGGAGGGUGGAGAGAAGCCCACAGAGAAGGAUGAGAAGACGGUGCCAGACAGAGCGAAGGACAACAAAGAGAGAGAUUCGGAUUCUGGAAACAGCUCAGCUGCAGAUAACAGCAGCGUAGACCUGAAUCUGUCCAUCUCGAGCUUCCUGUCCAAAGCAAAAGAGGCUGGAUCUGUUUCCAUACAGGACACCAAGCGGCAGAAGAAGACGCUGAAGAAGACUCGCAAAUUCAUUGUGGAUGGAGUGGAAGUUAGCGUCACGACAUCAAAGAUCAUCACAGACAAUGACACCAAGAACGAGGAGAUGAGGUUCCUCAGGCGACAGGAGCUGAGGGAGCUGCGUCUCCUGCAGAAGGAGGAGCAGAGGGCCCAGCAGCAGCUCAGCAACAAGCUGCAGCAGCAGAAGGAGCAGAUCUACCGACGGUUCCCGUCUGUCCUCCAGAGUAAGAAGCGACAGUACGACCAGGAGGUGGAGAACCUGGAGCGGCAGCAGAAGCAGACGAUUGAGAGGCUGGAGCAGGAGCACACCAGCCGGCUCAGAGACGAGGCCAAACGCAUCAAAGGCGAGCAGGAGAAAGAACUCGCCAAGUACCAGAACGUGCUGAAGAACCGCAAGAAAGAGGAACAGGAGUUUCUGCAGAAGCAGCAGCAGGAUCUGGACAGCGCCCUGAAGAAGAUCAUCCAGCAGCACAAACACGAGCUCGCCACCAUCGAGAGAGACUGCCUCAACCACAAGCAGCAGCUCCUCCGAGCACGGGAGGCCGCCAUGUGGGAGCUGGAAGAGCGCCAUCUGCAGGAGAAACACCAGCUGCUCAAACAGCAGCUCAAAGACCAGUACUUCAUGCAGAGGCAUCAGCUGCUGAAGAGACACGAGAAGGAGAUGGAGCAGAUGCAGCGCUACAACCAGCGUCUGAUCGAGGAGAUGAAGAACAAGCAGACGCAGGAGAAAGCCCGACUGCCCAAGAUCCAGCGCAGCGAAGCCAAAACCCGCAUGGCCAUGUUCAAGAAGAGCCUCCGCAUCACCGGCGCCAUCAUCAGCCCCGAGCAGGAGAGGGAGAAGGUCAAACAGUUCGCAGCUCAGGAAGAGAAGAGGCAGAAGAACGAGCGGCUGCACCAACAGCAGAAGCACGAAAACCAGAUGAGAGACCUGCAGCUCCAGUGCGACGCCAACAUCCGCGAGCUGCAGCAGCUGCAGAACGAGAAGUGCCACCUGCUGAUCGAACACGAGACCCAGAAGCUGAAGGAGCUGGACGAGGAGCACAGCCUGGAGCUGAAGGAGUGGAGGGAGAAACUGCGACCCAGGAAGAAGGCGCUGGAGGAGGAGUUCGCCAGGAAGCUGCAGGAACAGGAAGUGUUCUUCAAGAUGAGCGGCGAGUCGGAGUGCCUUAAUCCCUCCACCCAGACCCGCAUCUCCAAGUUCUAUCCGAUCCCCAGCGUCCAGUCCACCGGCUUCUAGAGGACACCGACGUCUGCACACACACGGACAAACGAACGGAUGCGCCGACGGAGACGGUGAAGACUGAGCCGUGCUGCCUUUGACCUCUGACCUCUGACAGACUUUUCCUCUGUUUUCUAUCAGGAUCCAUUUGAAGGAGAGUUCGUGUGAAGCGCUCAGUCCAACCUCCCUGAAGUAUUUUUCUAAACAGUGCAGUGCCUGCAGAGUGUCUGCAUUUAAAUUCAAUUAAUUCCCAAUUUUAUUUGCUGCUCGACGUUUUUCCCGUUUAGAUUUUUGCACAAAAGAAAUGAUGAAAACUAGUUUUACCACUAAAUCUGAAUAAAUAAGAUCAGUAAGAAUCACUUUUAAGUGAUGAUGAAGGAGAAUGUAUUGCAGAUAAAAGAGGAGCCUCCUGUCGAAGGGCUGAUGACGUUUGAUGAACUCGUACAUAUCUGUGUGUGCUAGAACCUUAGCUCGUGAUCUGAUGCAUGACUUUAAUGCAGCGUUUAGGAACUUUUACUGCAGGUUUUUCUUCAGAAUGCCUUCAGUCUUGAGCUCAAGACUAUUAGUUGUUUAGGAACAAACCCCGUGAGGAGGGUGGAGACUGUUAGGAAGUCACUGUGGCGACAGGUGGAAAGCAUUUACGCACCCGUCAGCUGGGUCAUUUUCCUUGUUGUUGUCUGUAGGAAUGAUAUUCAGGGAUGAAGAAGGAAUACAAACUGCAGUUUUUAAGACAAAUAACCGGACGAUGAUGUGACGCCGCGAUCUGAUUUUAGGGUUUGAGCGAGCUUCCCUUCAGAGUCAUCUCCUCGUGUUGCUCUGGAUUAUUUCUGCUCUUGUUUUAAAACGUUUCCCCACAAACACGUCUGCACUUCUGUUUCACACAGAUUUGAUUUUCACGUUCUCGCCUGUUUCUCAAAUUAUUUUCUUCCACAUUCAGUGUUCGUCUCUCCUCCACUAUUGAUUUAUUGAAGGAUGCUUUCACAGAGCUCUCUGCUCACCACCUGUCGUCCUCGGCAGGUUCGUUGAUGGAGGCACUUCACACAGGCACAGUGAUACAAAGUGACUGCUGUAGAAAAUAGUCCCGAGGAGCACAAGGAGAUGAUCUUAACCGAGAGAUCAGUUAAACUAAGUCACAUGACUCCAUCACACCUCACAUUUGCCUCGUCUGUAUUGUUGCUGCCACAUGCAGCUCAGCAGGUUUGGACUGUAACACUGUUUUAGCUACUAGCCUUAAUGCUACAGACGUGGAUACCCUGCAUACCUGUUGUGACUGCCUUUGAAGGAAUUCUGAAGCUUAUUAACAGUUAUCGAGGAGGUGCGACGGCUCUUUAUUAAAAAAUGCACAACAUGAGCUUUUUGCAGUUUUUUUUUUUAUUAUUAUUAUUAUUAAAUCUGAUGUAAUGUUAUAAAAAAAAUUGGACCUGACUGGUUUAGGCCAUCUCCUCCUCUGAUUGGUUCAUUUGAUCAUCUCAUCUUCUUUGAUUGGCUGUUAUUAGUUAGUCAAAGGUGUUUCAUAUCAUAUGUACAAAAAAACUAAACUCAGUGAAGGAGUGCUGUGCACCUUUUACAAAACGUCCUCAGCAGUUAUUUAUGUACGAAAGCUGAUCGUCCACCACAAACAGUUACAAAAUUCUGGUUCUUAACUUCUGAAUGUUGACUAUAAAACAAACAUCACAUUUUAUAACAUGUAUAGUUUUUAGAAGGCCUGUAAUGCUGAUUUUCAUUUUCAUGUAAAUAAACUUUUCUCUCUAA